AUGGCUUCUCCGGACAAGUCGGUGGCGGCCACGGCUGCGAGGAGGAUACACGCCACAGCACAGCACCUAUACCCGUCCGUUGGGCUCUCGAGCACCGCCACGAGCUUCGCCAAGACGCACGACAAGAUGGAAGAGGUGCACGACACGCACUACUUCAUCAACAACGAGUUCCUCGCCUCGAGCACCCAGAAGUUCAUCGACCUCUACGACCCCGCCACCAAUAACCUUGUCACGCGCGUGCCCGAGAACACCGAGGCCGAGCUCAAGGCGGCCGUCGCCGCUGCCGAGAAGGCCUUCCCAGCAUGGCGUGCCACGAGCGUGCUCCACCGCCAGCAGAUCAUGUUCAAGUUUGUCGCCCUGAUCCGCGAGAACUGGGACCGCCUGGCUGCCAGCAUCACGCUCGAGCAGGGCAAGACGUUUGCCGACGCCAGGGGUGAUGUGCUGCGCGGUCUGCAGGUCGCCGAGGCUGCCUGUGCCGCCCCCGAGUUUCUCAAGGGCGAGGUGCUCGAGGUCGCUAAGGACAUGGAGACGAGGACAUACAAGGAACCCUUGGGCGUCGUGGCCGCCAUUUGCCCCUUCAACUUCCCCGCCAUGAUCCCUCUCUGGUGCAUCCCCAUCGCCACCGUGACGGGCAACACGCUGAUCCUAAAGCCAUCGGAGCGCGAUCCCGGCGCUGCCAUGAUCCUGGCCGAGCUCUGCCAGAAGGCCGGCUUCCCCAGCGGCGUGGUCAACGUGGUGCACGGUGCCCACAGCGCCGUCAACUUCAUCCUUGACGAACCCGCUAUCAAGGCCAUCAGCUUCGUUGGCAGCAACAAGGCGGGCGAGUACAUAUUCACCCGUGGAUCCGCCAAUGGCAAGCGGGUGCAGGCGAACCUGGGCGCCAAGAACCACGCGGCCGUGCUGCCCGACUGCAACAAGAACCAGUUCAUUAACGCCGUGGUUGGUGCCGCGUUCGGCGCCGCGGGCCAGCGGUGCAUGGCACUGUCGACGCUAGUGCUUGUCGGCGAGACCAAGGAGUGGCUGCCCGACAUCGCCGAGCGCGCCAAGGCGCUGCAGGUCAACGCCGGGUUCGAGGACGGCGCCGACUUGGGCCCUGUCAUCAGCCCGCAGAGCAAGCAGCGCAUCGAGUCGCUCAUCGCCAGCGCCGAGACCGAGGGCGCCAAGAUCCUGCUCGACGGCCGCGGCUUCAAGCCCGCCAAGUACCCCAACGGCAACUGGGUGGCGCCGACCAUCAUCACCGACGUGACGCCCGAGAUGCAGUGCUACAAGGAGGAGAUCUUUGGCCCGGUGCUCGUCUGCCUUAACGUCGACACGCUCGACGAGGCCAUCGACCUCAUCAACGCCAACGAGUACGGCAACGGCGUGGCCAUCUUCACACGCAGCGGGCCGACGGCCGAGACCUUUCGGCGCCGCAUCGAGGCUGGGCAGGUCGGCAUCAACGUGCCCAUCCCCGUGCCCCUUCCCAUGUUCAGCUUCACGGGCAACAAGAAGAGCGUUGCCGGCGGGGGAGCCAGCACCUUCUAUGGCCGCCCGGGCGUCAGCUUCUACACGCAGCAGAAGACGGUCACGGCCCUAUGGAGCAGCGCCGACGCCAUCAGCAAGAAGGCCGACGUAGCCAUGCCCACACACAACUAG
This is a messenger RNA of Lasiosphaeria miniovina, 1635 nucleotides long. Its product is annotated as Aldehyde/histidinol dehydrogenase. Lineage: Eukaryota; Fungi; Ascomycota; Sordariomycetes; Sordariales; Lasiosphaeriaceae. The transcript is spliced from 2 exons. Gene Ontology annotation, molecular function: malonate-semialdehyde dehydrogenase (acetylating, [NAD(P)+]) activity; methylmalonate-semialdehyde dehydrogenase (acylating, NAD+) activity. The record is from RefSeq and is a predicted model, not a curated record. Gene Ontology annotation, cellular component: mitochondrion. Bases 1 to 1635 code for a protein of 544 amino acids. Gene Ontology annotation, biological process: L-valine catabolic process; thymine catabolic process.